AUGGACCAGAGAAAAGGCAUCUUCAAAUUCAUCCGGGUGAGCCGCCACGGCAUCCUAGGCGUUACCUACCACGUCUUUCGCGUCGCCGAAUUCAUUACCUUGAUCGCCAUUAUCGGUCUCACAGCUUCUUUCGUUUCUGACAUGGUCAAUGCCAAUGUCUCCCCUCCAUCUCUCCUCGUCGCUAUCCUUUCUCUCGUCGUCCUAACAGAACUCUACAUAAUAAUAACCUCAAUCCUCUUCUACGACCACAAAAUGGCCUUCAAGUGGGCUCUCUGCUUGGACUGCAUCAUCCUAGCCGGUCUGAUCGUCAUUGCCGUCGAAGCCGGGAAACCACUCUCAUACCUGCGUUGCUCUGAUAUCGGCACUUCCGAUGAUGCGUCAACUUUUGAGUCUACCUUGUCCGGUCUUGCGGGUGCGCUCAGUUCUGUGACAGGGUCGAACGCUUUUUCGAAUUUCAUUGCGUCGGCAAGACAUGUUUGUACUGAGAUGAAGGCUAUUUGGGGGUUGAUCAUUGCAAAUUGUAUUUUCUUCGCAUUUACCGUUAUCACUGGCACUAUUCUCUCAUGGAUGGAUAGACGGUCUCAUCAGCAAAAGGAAGUUGAUGUGUAG
Talaromyces amestolkiae is the source of this 609-nucleotide messenger RNA. RefSeq lists its product as uncharacterized. The transcript is spliced from 3 exons. Bases 1 to 609 code for a protein of 202 amino acids. The record is from RefSeq and is a predicted model, not a curated record. NCBI's taxonomy places the organism in Eukaryota, Fungi, Ascomycota, Eurotiomycetes, Eurotiales, Trichocomaceae.